GAGAAGAGCGUCAGCGAGUAUAAAAGCCUCCAGUCUGUGGGUGCUGUCAGCAUCACUGAGAGAGGAGGAAGGUGCACCGGGCUGGACGCUCCAAAGUAACCUGCCACAUAUUAAUUUCAUAUUUACACCCUUUCCCUGCUCCGCUUGGAAAAACAAUAAAAUGCGAGCAGAUACACUUUUAGAAUGAACUCGGAUUAACUGAGAAACUCUGAUCUCCCGCUGAGACUUUGAACCCUAAACGCAGGAUGAGGACGAUGCGGAUUUUUGCAUCCACUCUCGCCUACAGCCCCACUUUGGAAAUUAAUCUGAAACAGGACGGAAACCUGCGGAACUUGCUUUAAAAAAAAAAAAAAAAAAAAAAAAAAAAAGUAACUCACCUGUUUUUCCUCUGCAGCAUCAUGCAGAGCAACAGCAACGUGUCUGGACCUCUCACCGCUCUGAGUGUGUGCGGGGGAGAAGAGGAUGAGCGCGAAAUCGCCAAACUGGUCAGCACCACAGGAGCAGCCUCCAACCUGGCAGCUUUUAACCUUUCACUCAACUGCUGGCUCCACAUCCUCUCCAAGGAGUCCUCAGUGGACCUGCACGGAGACAGCGCGAACCUGGCAGUGCGAGUUCUCAUUGCCCUGGUCUACCUGGUGGUGUGUGUCCUGGGGCUUGUGGGUAACUUCCUGGCACUCUUCCUGCUCCACUCCCGCCGCCGGGGUCACCACCACUCUUCUAUCGACUGCUUUGUGAUGAGUCUGGCGCUGACGGACCUCCAGUUCGUCCUCACCUUGCCCUUCUGGGCCGUGGACACGGUGCUGGACUUCUGCUGGCCCUUCGGUCGGGUAAUGUGUAAGAUCGUGAGCUCGGUCACCACCCUCAACAUGUACGCCAGCGUCUUCUUCCUCACCGCCAUGAGCGUGACCCGAUACCGCGCCCUGGUGACCUCCCUGAAGAUGGACAGCCCGAGGAUCGCCACUGCUCAAGCCAAGUGGGCCAGUUUAGCCAUUUGGGUGGUGUCACUGGUGGCUACGCUGCCUCAUGCGCUCUACUCCACCACAGUCCAGGUAUCUGCUGAUGACGAGCUGUGCUUAGUGCGGUUCUCCGACUCCGACUCAGGCCACUGGGAUCCUCAAGUCCUGCUUGGACUCUAUCAAACACAAAAAGUCCUCUUAGGAUUUGUGGUCCCCUUGAUUAUCAUCAGUGUUUGCUACCUCCUCCUCCUGAGGUUCAUCCUGAGCCGGCGCAUUGUAAGCAGCGUGGUCAGUGGAGGUGUCACAGAGAAGUCAGAGUGUGAGAGGGGACGCCACCGCCGCCGCUCCAAGGUCACUCGCUCUGUCACCAUCGUAGUUCUGUCCUUUUUCAUCUGCUGGCUGCCCAACCAGGCUCUCACCCUGUGGGGGGUGCUAAUCAAAUUUGACAUGGUGCCCUUCAGUAAAGCCUUCUACAACGCCCAGGCCUAUGCCUUCCCCCUGACUGUGUGUCUGGCUCACGCAAACAGCUGCCUCAACCCGGUGCUCUACUGCCUGAUCCGACGGGAAUACAGAGCUGGACUGAAGGAGCUUCUGCUGAGAGUGUCUCACUCUGUCCGAAACGUCCUCACCCUGGUUUUGAGAGGGAGACGAGUAGAGGAAGCACCAUCCAAUCUGGUUAUGAUACACAAAGACAUCAAUACGUGAUUGACUGUUAGAGGAAAAAUUUGCCAUUUUGGGAAAUGUGCUUAUUAACUUUUUACUUGCUGAGAGUUAGAUGAAAAGAUUGACACCACUCUCAUUUCUGUACGUCAAAUAUGAAGCUACCGCCAGCAGCCAGUUAGCUUAGCUUAGCAUUAAGUCUGGAAACAGCUAGCCUGGCUCAGUCCAAAGUUCAUAAAACAUCUAAAACUCACCAAUUAACAUGCUGUAUCUUGUGUGUUUAAUCGGUACAAAAACUGAAGUCUAAAAACGACCACUCAGUGUUUUACAGAGGGUGACAUGCCUGAAUAUUUCUGGGUUGGGACCUGCUACUUCCUGGAGUCAUUGGUUUUUGAACAGAUUAAACAAACAAGAUACAACAAGUGAUGAUUAGUGAGCUUCAGAGGUGCUGAUCUGUGAAUCUUGUUACCUCUGGACAGAGCCCCGCUAGCUGUCCCCCCAUUUCUAGUCUUUGUGCAAAGCUAGGCUAACUAGCUGCUGGCCGUAGCUUCAUAACUAACAUACAGUAUCAGUCUUUUCAGCUCACUCUCAGAAAGAAAAGCAAGUAAGCACAUUUCCCAAGAUCUCAAACUCUAAUACUAAAGGAAAGGCUCUUUUAUGAGUCAACAAUUACGUGCCACAUUUUCUUUGGUGCCAUUUUUUUUAACCUAAAUUCUGUCGGACACUCUCAUCCCUCCAAAUCUAUUUCAAACACUCACACACUUCAGUACACACACCUGUUGCAGACACACCUGAACAACUAGGAACUUGUUUUGGAACAGCUUUGGAUGGGCUAAUUCAGCCAGUACAUUCUUGAAAAGGAUCCAACAAUCCAAUCAGUCGGCUCUGAGUUACACAGUGAGCUGAUUUUGUUUUCCACACAAUCAAGCAAAAAUGCCGAGUAAUGUUUGACUUGUAAAAUGAUUUUUUGUAGUUUGCAGUUCUACUGUAAGGAGGACUGUGAGAUUGUUACAUUUAAUGAGGAGUGAUGUGUUAAAUAUUUAUUUGAGUUAUUGGUGCUAACACAUUUAGGAGAUUAAAAUCUGCCACACUUUACUCAUCACAUGCAGUAAAACUUAACUCCUCUUUCAGUGUAGGCAGUGUUUGAUGCUAGCAUGAAACUGUUGUCCAUUUUCAUGUCCCUCUGUGUCUGUCUCGCUGUACCGCUGUGAACUGUUUUGUAAAUACACGUGUUCUGUGACAUUAAAUAAAACGAGAGGA
This is a messenger RNA of Seriola aureovittata, 2876 nucleotides long. RefSeq names its product relaxin-3 receptor 1-like. Gene Ontology annotation, cellular component: membrane. NCBI's taxonomy places the organism in Eukaryota, Metazoa, Chordata, Actinopteri, Carangiformes, Carangidae. Gene Ontology annotation, molecular function: G protein-coupled receptor activity. The record is from RefSeq and is a predicted model, not a curated record. Bases 399 to 1661 code for a protein of 420 amino acids. Gene Ontology annotation, biological process: G protein-coupled receptor signaling pathway; immune response. The transcript is spliced from 3 exons.